Molecule: messenger RNA, 480 nt
Organism: Lactuca saligna
Lineage: Eukaryota; Viridiplantae; Streptophyta; Magnoliopsida; Asterales; Asteraceae
Source: the annotation of a GenBank genome assembly
AUGAGGAGAGUAGUGUCGAGUCAUAUCCAAACAUAUUCAUAUAAUCAUUCAUAUAAUUUAAACAAUCCAUCCCGACGCAUCAUUCAGGUACUCAAGAAGCACAUGUAUUCAGACAUCAGGCAUAUUGACAUGGUAGCAAUCAUGAAGCAAAUACAACACCAACUCAAACAAAAGCAGGAGCAAAAAGCAUCAUUAAUUAGACAACUUGAAGCAGCCAAUCGUGAAGAAGAGCAACUACAACAGAUACAACAAAUUCUAUCAUCUUAUUUAGCAGUUAAAGACGAAGCAACUCGCAGCUCAACAACAAAGCAACCAAAAGAAGACAUUCAAGAAAUAUCAUCUGAUGAUAGUCAGUCACAAACAAUACAUAAAACAGAAAAACAACCUAUGGCAUCAAACCAAGAAGAAUACUUACCACUUCAAGCUGAUCAUAAAAACAUAAAGAAACGGUAUGUAAUUAUCAAUGAAGAAAACAAAUAA